This is a messenger RNA of Lodderomyces oxycetoniae, 1224 nucleotides long. RefSeq names its product Kar4p (gene KAR4). The coding region runs from base 1 to 1224 and encodes 407 amino acids. The transcript has a single exon. Gene Ontology annotation, molecular function: mRNA binding. Gene Ontology annotation, cellular component: nucleus; RNA N6-methyladenosine methyltransferase complex. NCBI's taxonomy places the organism in Eukaryota, Fungi, Ascomycota, Pichiomycetes, Serinales, Debaryomycetaceae. The record is from RefSeq and is a predicted model, not a curated record.
AUGAUGUAUACAUAUAAUAAGUUUGGUUCAAGAACUUCAACCACCCCAUCAAACUCACUGGUAUCCAAACCAACUGUUUCUCGUAUAUCAUCACGGCAAAACUCUAAACACAAGUCAUUUGAGAAGGAUAGGGAAAGGGACAAGGAAAAGGAAAAGGAGAAGGAUAAGGAUAAGGAAAAGGAGAAGGAAAAGCUGGAAAGAGAGAGAAAAAAUGAAACAAUAGGUACAGAUACCACCACCACCACCACCACACAACAAAUCAACUAUACCAACCAUUACAUUCACACAGGUGAGUAUUCGACUAAAUUCAUACGCAAUGUGGCAAACCCACUAGAUGGGUAUCCCAAACUAGAUAAAUUGCACCAACUAAAACGAAACCAAAUACUCAAACAUGCAACAAAGGCUUAUGGUGUACGUUGCUCAACAGAGAAAAUAGUACCAACAGUCAACAACUGGAUCGAUAGAUAUAAUUUAAAAUUUGAUGUUAUAAUGAUAGGUGCUUUGGCCGAUAAUCAACUUAUUCUUCCUGUGUUGAACAAACUACCCAUCUACAAAUUAUGCUCAAAACCAGGUUUUCUUUUCAUCUGGUCAACUACUCAAAAAAUUCAAGAAUUAACUAAACUACUCAACAAUGAAAAUUUUAACAAGAAAUUUAGAAGAUCUGAAGAACUCAUAUUCUUACCUGUUGAUGAUAAAUCACCAUACUAUCCAAAACAAACAGAUUCUGCAUUUGAAAAAUCCAUUUUAAAGAAACAACAAUGGCAUUGUUGGAUGUGUAUCACGGGAACAGUUAGGCGUUCUUCAGAUAACGAUUUAAUUCAUUGCAAUAUAGAUACUGACCUACAAAUCGAAUCUCCAGGUUCAAAUGGCACCUCUCCUGCUUCGCCGCAGGGACGAAAUGCGUGUCCCGAACAAAUCUAUAAAGUUGCUGAAAAUUUCUCCAAUUCAAAUAGAAGAUUACACUUGAUUCCUUCACAUUUGGGAUUCGAUACUCACAUCAAGUUGAGACCAGGUUGGGUUAUUAUGGGUCCCGAUGUAUGGAUCAACAAUUUUGACCCACAAAAGUAUUAUGAGGAGUUGGGUAACAAGUCAUUUGUUAAAUACAAACAAGUCAAUGCUGCAGGGGGUAGUAAUUGUAUAUCAACACAAUAUUUGGUUCCUCAAUCUAAUGAGAUUGAAGAUUUGAGACCUAAAAGUCCAAUCAUAACCACAAAGAGUGGUUGA